This is a messenger RNA of Uncinocarpus reesii 1704, 1791 nucleotides long. Its product is annotated as general amino-acid permease GAP1. Gene Ontology annotation, biological process: amino acid transmembrane transport. Bases 1 to 1791 code for a protein of 596 amino acids. Gene Ontology annotation, molecular function: amino acid transmembrane transporter activity. Lineage: Eukaryota; Fungi; Ascomycota; Eurotiomycetes; Onygenales; Onygenaceae. Gene Ontology annotation, cellular component: membrane. The transcript has 3 exons. The record is from RefSeq and is a predicted model, not a curated record.
AUGGUCACUUCUCCGCACAACCAUGAUCGGAAGCCAGCCCAACUCUCUCCCCAUUUCUCCCAUCAGAACUCCUUACCUCGCGGCUCGCUAGCCUAUGAAGAUGACCUGCCUCAGCUCAGUGCUUGGCAGCAGUUUCUGGACGGAUUCAAACGCAAUCCGCAUGCGUUUGUCUCCAAGCCCAGUCAGAUAGAAAAUGGUGGAAAGCUAUUCAAUCUGGAAGAGGCUACGGCCAAUACGGCCCUCUCGCCAUUGCAGAGGAAGCUCAAGGCGCGGCAUCUGCAGAUGAUUGCCAUUGGGGGUUCUGUAGGUACGGGCCUUUUCGUCGGUUCUGGCAAAUCCCUCGCUAUUGGGGGCCCUGCGUCGCUCCUAAUCGCAUUCAUCCUCGUCGGCGUUAUGGUCUACUCCACGGUUCAUGCUUUGGGAGAAAUGGCCGUCCUCUUUCCCGUGGCUGGUUCCUUCUCUGCCUUUUCCACUCGCUUCUUGGACCCCGCGUGGGGCUUCGCCAUGGGUUGGAACUACGCGCUGCAGUGGUUGGUUGUCUUACCAUUGGAAAUUGUAGCGGCUGCCUUGACAGUGAAUUAUUGGCGCUCCGAAAUCUCGCCUGCUGCGUGGGUUGCCAUUUUUUACGUCCUGGUAGUUGUUAUCAAUCUGUUUGGCGUGCAAGGUUAUGGUGAGGCCGAAUUCAUCUUCUCGAUAAUAAAAGUGAUUGCUGUCAUCGGAUUCAUAAUAUUGGGUAUCGUUCUAAACAUUGGUGGCGGUGAGGGUGGUUCAUACAUUGGAGGUCGAUAUUGGCACAAUCCCGGCGCAUUUCGCAACGGGUUCAAAGGCCUCUGUAGCUGCUUUGUGAAUGCAGCUUUUGCAUUUACCGGCACUGAACUUGUCGGUCUAGCUGCCGCUGAAGCACAUAACCCACGCAAGGCGCUUCCGCGUGCGGUUAAACAGGUUUUCUGGAGGAUCGCCCUUUUUUAUGUGUUGGCACUCGCGGUCGUAGGACUUCUGGUUCCAUACACAGACUCGCGUUUACUCAGCGCAUCAUCGAACGAUUCCACAGCUUCCCCGUUUGUCAUUGCGAUUACAGAUGCAGGGAUACAAGGGCUGGAUUCAGUCAUGAACGUUGUAAUCAUGAUUGCUGUUCUUUCGGUUGGAAACUCGGCGAUAUAUGGCUCUUCACGUACCUUGGCGGCUCUAGCUGAACAGCACCAGGCGCCACGCUUCCUUGCCUACAUUGACCGUCGAGGUCGUCCUCUCUUGGCCAUUUGUGUCGCGUCUGUGGUAGGCCUGCUCGGUUUUCUGGCUGCAUCCUCGCACCAGGAGGAAGUAUUUACGUGGAUGAUCGCCAUCUCGGGACUGUCCUCCAUUCUCACAUGGAGCUCGAUUUGCUUAGCUCACAUUCGAUUCCGUCGAGGUUGGGCCGUGCAGGGACACAGUCUUGAUGAGUUGUCUUUCACCUCUCAACCAGGCCUGAUUGGCUCGUGGAUCGGAGUUAUAUUCAACUUUCUCGUGCUCAUCGCGCAGUUCUGGGUUGGGAUUGCGCCUGUGAUGUUGAAGGAGGACAAGGACCCGGUACUCGCUCGUGUGGAAAACUGGUUCUCCGUCUACCUUGCUGCCCCCAUCGUCAUUCUUUUUUAUGUUCCGUACAAGCUUCUGUUUAAGACCAAGAUCGUCCGAGCCAAGGAUAUGGACUUGAAAACCGGUCGCCGCGAUCGGGAUUUGGCGCAUUUGAUCGCAGAGGAACAGGCUGAGAGGGCGGAAUGGCCGGCUUGGAAGCGAUUUUAUCGAUUCUUUUGCUGA